AUGCCAUUCACCGUCAAAGCCACAUACCGCUCAGAGACACGGAAAUUGAGCUUUCCUGAAUGUGAUUCCUUUCCUUCAUUCGACCAACUUUACCACCAGCUGUACAGGGUCUUCCCAAUAAGCCAUUCCAUCGUUCUUUCCAAGUUACUCUUUUCACCGGACUCCUCCGAUUCUCGGGUGCUUCUAUCCAGGGAAGUGCGCAAUGCCGCAGAGUAUGAUCUCGCCGUCGCUCCCUUCAAGGGCAGAGCUUGGAUGGGUCCGUCGCUAAGGGUUUCUGUUUCCGACGAAACUCCACAUAAACUCCCAUCCAGUCCUCAUACAUGGCAGCCUCAGGCUUCAAAUCCUCAGAAGCCGGUCGUUUCUAAUCCAUUCCCUGUCGUAGAACCAUCUUUCGGUCGGAUCUCUUAUUCUCAUAUCCCCCCUCCUCCCAUUAUCUUUUCGUCGAGGCCCUGCCCUCAGGAACCAAUGGAUGUAGGCAAGCCUGAAACAAAUGAUCCGCCUACUGUCCCGCAGCAUGACAUUGCUUCAUGCUGCGCCGUUGCACAAACUAGGAAGGAUGUUCAAGAGUUAAUCACAAGCUUCAAGGUUGACUUAGACCGCGUCAUCGCCUCACUUGAACCAUCUCCUCAGAAUGACAUUCCUAUGCCACUGAAUCAAGUGCCCCACUCCGAAGAUUCGAUCCAGCUACCGAAGAUACCGCUUCAGGUUCCACCUUCUAACGUACCUGAAUCGUCGUCAACUCUUUCCCUCCCUUCUGUGCCUAUGCAUCCGCCUCUUUGUCAGUACAAUCUUUGUUGGCGCUGUGGUGUCAUUAAACAGGGUCCUUGGUUCGAUUGCUCGACAUGCAACAACAAGCUGUGCGUCACCUGCCUUGAGACUACGAGCAUUAGUGAUUGCUUUUUCGGAAGUCCUCAUGUUUGGAAGAAACAAACAUGCAGUUACUGUGCCCCCAAUUCCACGCCUACUCCUACACCCUCUCCAUUACAACCCGCCUCCUGGGGCUCUGUUCCUUUGACAUUUGGAUCUCUUUUGCUUCCAUCUGUUCCUACAAUGGCACCUGUACUUAGGGAGGACGUUGCUCCAGAAAUGCCUGUCCCUCAUACUGUGCCUUUUGCUCUUCCCGUUGGUGAAAACGAGUCUGCGAGAAAUGAGAACGGUCGAGUCGUUCACCACGGUGUUUCGUGCGAUUCUUGUCGCUCUAUCAUAGAAGGGGUCAGACACAAAUGUCUUGAUUGUCCAGGUUGGUGUUUGCAGUCUGUUCGUGUCCCAAAAUAUUGUCCAUUAACCCUUGGUUUCAUAGAUUAUGAUCUAUGUUCAUCAUGCAUCGCUAAUGGUGCUGCUGCACGUCACACACCCUUCCAUGAGUUCUUCGAAAUCUCCGAACCUGGGCGUGUCGUGGUCCAUAAUGUUUUCAGUGGUAGCGGCGAGCGAGAGGUGGCUCCACCCAUGCGUCACAAUGGAUCCCCAGUCCAAUCCUCUCAGCCCGUGGUCCAUAACGCAGUGUGUGAUUUGUGUGAAUCUAGAAUUCGUGGUGACCGUUAUAAAUGCAUCAAUUGCCCGGAUUGGGACUGCUGUGCCAACUGUUUCACCAUCACGAAUGAACACCAUCCACGUCAUGCAUUUGUCAAGGUUUCUCGACCCGAAGAUUUUAUUCGCCGUGACCAGACCCCCGUCAAAGAACAUUUUGCCACUUGCGACUCCUGCUCGCGGCGGAUUUUCGGUAUCCGUUAUAAGUGUAUGCAUCAAGAUUGUCCAGACUUUGACCUUUGCAGUGCAUGCGAAGCGCUGCCGAUUGCCGUGCACCCAGCUACACAUCCAUUGUUGAAAGUCAAAGAUGUUGGCACUGCUCUACCCACAGUACAUCGCAACAACGUCGGUGAAUUUCGACCGCCUGCCAAUGAUAUCGCGACAAGCGCGUCAGACCGCUCUCCUAUCGAGGCUGCACCCGCCAGUCUUCGUGCGCCUUCACCUACUGGUUCCUAUGGAUCCGGAUGCUUGCGGAACCCCGCAGCUGGGACCCAUGGUAUACCUUCGCCUGAGGCUCAGCCUCCUUCUCCCUUUUACUUUAGAUCCCAAUCUGCUCGAAGCCAAACGCCGGAAAGUGAAGUGGAAAAUACUUCACUCCCUGCUCCUGCUCCCGUGCGCAACUUUUCACCCGUCUCUACGCGGAGCCCCUCGCCUACCAUGAUGAUACCUGGCGCGAUGCCGACGUUCUUCAAUCUCCCGCCCAUUGAAUCUUUAUCGUUGUCGACUAUGUUGCGGACUUCUCCCCCUAUUACUCUUCCCCCUAUUCAGAGUAAGCCAUUGGUUCAUGAAUCGAUUCGUACCCCGUCUCCACUUUGGAAACACACACCCUAUGCUAGGCCCCGUUCUCCGUUCAUUAUUCCUGGAGAGUAUAUGUCUGAAUCCCAACGCGCUCCUGCUCGUUCGCCUAGUCCAGAACGUACCUGUGAUUAUCCGGUGAUGGCUCCGUCUGGUGUAGAUUAUAACACGAUAUCUUCCCAGAAUUCCCCGGAUUGGGGACGUGUCCAUGGGAAUGGAAAUCCCUUCCUGGUCAGAAUUCCUUCUCAUCCUUCAAGUAACAUAUCAAGGAGGGAGCAUAGUCCAAUACAUGUUCUACCCCCGGUCCCGUCUUCGACGGUCGCUUCCGGCUUCUGGCCGGAAAAUUUUCAGGAGAUCAGACAUUUGAUGGACGACGAGCCUUCCUUCUCCCGUGACCUGCGUCGUUCCAUGGCACAGUCAACUGGAAGUGGGAUACCUGCUGAAGAGUCUUCUAUUGUUGGUGAGAGAGAACCUCUUCUUUCUCGACCGGCGUCAUCCAAUUCUCUUUCGGAAUCCGAACGUUCGGUACGUUCCCUGGCGUCUAUCCUGAGUGGCAUCAAAAUGCCGGCGACCAAUCCUUUCAUCACUGCAAUGGAGUCUAAGGAGGCUCUUAUUGGUACACCCUCCGCCCCCGUGCCUCCUGUUGUUUCGCUCCCUUCUACACCCUCCACUUUGAACACUCUCAACGCAGAGUUCGUAGCUGACAGAAACAUAGUUGAUGGCCAAGUAGUUGCUCCGGGCGCUGAAUUUUUGAAAGCAUGGGUAAUGCGCAAUGGUGGGAGCAGACCUUGGCCGGAAGGUACUGAACUUGUGUUCGUUGCUGGGGAAUCGUUUGCAAAAGAUAAUACUACUAUACAGCCGCAAUCAGUUGGCGUCGUUCAACCUAACGAACAAAUUGAGUUGUGGACCGGAGAACUCAAAGCGCCUGAAAAUCCAGGUCGCUAUGUGGCGUACUACAGACUCAGAGAUGGUGAAGGAAACCUCUUUGGUCAUAGCAUCUGGCUCGAUAUCACCGUCUCCGAAGCUUUCCAACGAGACAGCCCAGAAACUCUAGCUUCCUCUGACUAUUUAUCGUCGUCCUCCAUCAUAAUUAUGCCUACAGCUGCUUCCACUCCCUCUUCCGCUGUUGCAAACAACGACGCGAACAGGAACGGUGCUCCUGAAGGACUGCACCGAAAUUCGUCAAUACCUGGUUCGCCUGUUACCGCGCUCUCCGCGCCUUCGGUAAGCGACUAUGUCGAGACAUCGGACAAUGAUUCAGAAACCUCUGGGUCGUUGCUGGAUGUAACUGAUUCCGAUUCCGAUGAGGAGCUAUGGCAAGACAGUCGAACUAGUGUUCUAGUUGAAGGACAUGGGGCUGAAUCUCAAGCUACCAUACGGGCAACGACGCUUCCGGAUGAGUAUGUGGUCUUAUAUGAUGAGGCCACCUCUUCUGAGGAGGAGUAA
Messenger RNA from Lentinula edodes (shiitake mushroom), 3768 nucleotides. RefSeq lists its product as uncharacterized. Gene Ontology annotation, molecular function: zinc ion binding. NCBI's taxonomy places the organism in Eukaryota, Fungi, Basidiomycota, Agaricomycetes, Agaricales, Omphalotaceae. Bases 1 to 3768 code for a protein of 1255 amino acids. The record is from RefSeq and is a predicted model, not a curated record. The transcript has 10 exons.